UACUUGCAGUUAGUAGCGCCAAAAAGUUACCCAUCCAUAGAAUUUACAGCAACAUAAGUCCUCCGCCAUUGAAACCACAUCAUAGAAUGGCCGAUGAAACCAUUCAAACACCUAUCUCUGGUGGCAGGACGGUAGAAGAAUGCCAGGACAUGAUUCGUAAAAGUCUCCGAACUCCAAUGGUGAAAUUUUUGAGGGAGCAUUUAGAGAAGGCAGGGUGUGGAAUUGGGGAUAGCUUUAUCAAAGCUGUUGAUUGUGAUAAGAAGAUCAGUGGCGGUUAUGUUCGCGGUGAUGGGAUAAUCGUAUGCAGUAAUCAUAUGAACAUUCAAGAUGAGGUUGAUCAAGUGGUUAUUCAUGAGCUUAUUCAUGCUUAUGAUGACUGUCGUGCUGCCAACUUGAACUGGGCUAAUUGUGCUCAUCAUGCCUGCAGUGAGAUUCGUGCUGGCCAUCUAAGUGGAGAUUGCCAUUUUAAAAGGGAAUUGCUCCGAGGUUAUAUGAAAAUUAGAGGUCACGAGCAAGAAUGCGUGAGAAGAAGAGUGAUGAAAUCUGUGAUUGCUAAUCCAUACUGCUCAGAAGCAGCUGCAAAGGAUGCUAUGGAAGCUGUCUGGGAUGUCUGUUAUAAUGAUACAAAGCCCUUCGAUAGAGCUCCUUGAAACACCAUUAUGACCACCAAAUCAGCUGCUGCUGCUCCAGCUUUUGUUUGAUCAUAGACGACAUUGGUUUUCAAGGAGUCAAGUGAACGCGGAUGUCUUGAACAACAACACUCAAAUUAUUUUGAAUUUUCCUCAUUUUUCUCAUUGACAUGUAGCGGCGCCAACAGAAAGAUUCUAUAUAUGAACUAUAGACUGAUAUUUUUGACAUCAAUGAUUGAUGUUCCUCCCAGAGGUAAGGUAAAAAAAACAAAACAAUACUUGUCCGGUUCACCAUUCUCAGAAAGGAAUGCAGUGAAGUACGCCGAUUCUUUUGGAUGAGAUUUGUAUCAUGAUGACAAUAGUUAAAUACAUGAUUUUAGAAGCUGACUUACAAUGUCCAGAACAAGCAUAUUCUUCAGAAAUAAGUAAGCAAUUGAAAUAUGGCCGAUUCUUUGGAUUUA
Mercurialis annua (annual mercury) is the source of this 1090-nucleotide messenger RNA. RefSeq names its product mitochondrial inner membrane protease ATP23. The record is from RefSeq and is a predicted model, not a curated record. The transcript has 5 exons. Gene Ontology annotation, cellular component: extrinsic component of mitochondrial inner membrane. Gene Ontology annotation, molecular function: metalloendopeptidase activity. NCBI's taxonomy places the organism in Eukaryota, Viridiplantae, Streptophyta, Magnoliopsida, Malpighiales, Euphorbiaceae. The coding region runs from base 87 to 650 and encodes 187 amino acids. Gene Ontology annotation, biological process: mitochondrial proton-transporting ATP synthase complex assembly; mitochondrial protein processing.